AUGCAAUCAGAAGCAUUUAAAAAUAUUUAUCAGGAAAUAAAAACUGAUUGGGUAUUACAACGAAUUGAUAAUUUUAAUCCGGAUGAUAAGCGAGAAUUCAAACAACGUUAUAUGUCUAAUUUGGAAUUUUACAAUAAUUCUGGUUUGGCAUUUUUAAAUCUUGGUGGUGAGGAUAGAAUUACUGGAUCAAAGAUUGGUUAUGCAAUGAAUCCAUUGCUGAUAUUGGCUAAGAAAUAUGGCGCUGCAUGUUUUGUUUAG
Molecule: messenger RNA, 258 nt
Organism: Brugia pahangi
Lineage: Eukaryota; Metazoa; Nematoda; Chromadorea; Rhabditida; Onchocercidae
Source: the annotation of a GenBank genome assembly